Molecule: messenger RNA, 454 nt
Organism: Cololabis saira (Pacific saury)
Lineage: Eukaryota; Metazoa; Chordata; Actinopteri; Beloniformes; Belonidae
Product: enhancer of rudimentary homolog
Exons: 4
Coding region: 101-418 (105 amino acids)
Source: RefSeq, a predicted model, not a curated record
UUUACUCUGAAAGAGCCAGUCAGGUGGUACUUCCGGUGUGAAAGCUGCAGAACCAGAGCCAUAAACUCGCCUAAAACGACCCAAGAAAAACACCAAAACCAUGUCUCACACCAUCCUGCUGGUCCAGCCCACCAAGAGGCCCGAGGGACGGACGUACGCCGACUACGAGUCGGUCAACGAGUGCAUGGAGGGCGUCUGCAAAAUGUACGAGGAGCAUUUAAAGAGGAUGAACCCCAACAGCCCGUCGAUAACGUACGACAUCAGCCAGCUGUUUGAUUUCAUCGACGACCUGGCCGACCUCAGCUGUUUGGUGUACCGCGCCGACACGCAGACGUACCAGCCGUACAACAAGGACUGGAUCAAGGAGAAGAUCUACGUGCUGCUCCGUCGCCAGGCCCAGCAGGCGGCCAAGUUGUGAGGAGGAGGAAGACGAAGAAGAAGACGAGGAGGAGGA